AUGGAGUUUAGGGCAGGGAUGCACAACCUCCUGCCCACAGAAGGACUUGAUCUGGCCUGCAGCCAGAUAAAAUCCUUCCACUGGUACUGCAAUCCAAUAGGAUAUGCCAUACCAUUGAAGAUAGUCCUGCUUCCCUCGAUGUUUUGGCCCACAGAGGAAAAGGUGGCCGUGGCUCAGUUGAAUUCCCUUUUUCCUGAAGCGGUCGGAGCUGAAAGUAAUCUCCAGAAAGGACGCCUUGUACCUUGCCUUAAAUCACGUGGGAAAAGAGCCCAUCACAUCCCAACCAACAAAGUUCCAAUGCCGUGA
Molecule: messenger RNA, 306 nt
Organism: Darwinula stevensoni
Lineage: Eukaryota; Metazoa; Arthropoda; Ostracoda; Podocopida; Darwinulidae
Source: the annotation of a GenBank genome assembly